Messenger RNA from Lottia gigantea (owl limpet), 858 nucleotides. RefSeq lists its product as hypothetical. The transcript has a single exon. Lineage: Eukaryota; Metazoa; Mollusca; Gastropoda; Lottiidae. The coding region runs from base 1 to 858 and encodes 285 amino acids. The record is from RefSeq and is a predicted model, not a curated record.
AUGGCAAGCAAAAAUUACAGAUUGGAUCCAAUCUUUCAAUUGUAUGAUCCGAUUCAAUAUUCGUUCAACAAGAAGAAAGAAGAUUAUGUAAUCAUCUCACCAUCGGUAGGGACAAAGACCCAAAUAAACGACGGAGGAAGAGUUACCUUUGAAAUUAAUUCGUUGACCAAUUGGUUGCUGCUUUCCGAUGUCCAUUUCCGAUGCGAUUUCAAAAUCAAAGACGCCACUCAGAAUCGAAUUCCACAAACCAACACGACUUUAGAAAACAACUUCUUUCCGUCUUUAUUCAGCGAAAUGGUUUUGGAAGCUGGUUCAAAUCCGAUAGAGACCAUAAAACACCCCGGCGAGUUUGACACAAUGUUGAAAACGGUUAUGUAUCCCAAAAACUACGAUUCAGUUUCGGGAUGGAUUGCCGAUGUCGGUGACGGAGAAGUUUUAAAAGAACCGGUCAGAACUGUAGCUAAUCACGUAGACCUUGCUAGGAUAAGGGUAGUUGCUAGAAACACACUGGAAAGAGUGACUCGCGGAGUAAAUCACGGAUUUGAAAAACGAGCGCUUCAAUACAACAAUGUUGUCGAGAACAACAGAUGGGGUAAUUACGUAAAUUGGAAGUUGUAUCCUUUAUUUGGUCUCUUGGAACACAGAAAGGUUUCCAUAGGUUUACCGUAUAAUAUUCAUUUGCAAAGAGAAAUCAACGACAACAAGAUAUUCUUUGGUGAAAACAACUCAAAACGACGCAAAAUUGGAAAUAACGAAUAUCCAACUUUACAUACCGGUAAUCACUCCUUCCGUAGAAGUGGAAACGAGAAUAUUCAACUCUUUAACCAAAGACAUCGAAAUUGCUUUUCUUCGUCGUAA